CCCCCCCCCCCCCCCCCCCCCCCCCCCAAGAAGUAGAGCUCGAUGGAGAACGAACUGUUUAUGAAUGCAGGAGUUCCGCAUCCGUCGGAGAUGACGUCACUGUCUUCUUCUUCGGCGAUGCUGAAUUGGGCUUCUAUGGAGACUCAGCCAGUGGACCCGAGCCUCACUCGGGAUUGCUUUUUCUGGGAAAAGUCAACGGAACAGAGCAUCUUGGACUCGGCUCUGAGCUCACUCGUCUCUUCUCCGACGCCGUCAAACUCUAACUUCUCCGGCGGAGGCGGAGACAACUUCGCCAUUAGAGAGCUCAUCGGUAAAUUGGGUAACAUCGGCGAGGUCUACGGGACUCCGGCUAGCAACGGAAACGGCUCCGGCUCGUGUUACGCAACUCCGAUGAGCUCUCCACCGCCGAUACCGAUGUCGCUGAAGAGAAUGACUACACCGAUAGCGGAAAUUUCCGGCGAUUCAGGAUUCGCAGAGAGAGCGGCGAGGUAUUCGUGUUUCGGCAGCCGAAGUUUUAACGGCAGAGUCAACUCGCCGUUUCCGACUAAUAAGGGACCCGCUGCUGCAACAGUGGGAACCAACGGGAAGCUGUCACGUGUCUCGAGCACCUCAGCUCUCAAGCCCCUUGCGUCUCCGAUUCCCGCCGGCGAAUCGUCCGGUGAGUUUUCCCGGAAAAGAAAAGCAAAAUCCAAGGAGAAUUCUCUUUCCACAGCUUCCCCAUCUCCCAAUUUAUCGAAGGAGGUUAAAGAGAAGGAAGAUUCGGAUUCCAAGAGAAGUAGAAAAUCAGAAGAAGAUGAAGAGAAAACGAAAUCACUUGAUCCUUACAAAGACUUCAUCCAUGUCAGAGCUCGGCGAGGCCAAGCCACCGAUAGUCACAGUCUCGCCGAACGAGUUCGAAGGGAGAAGAUAAGCGAAAGAAUGAAGCUGCUUCAAGAUCUUGUCCCUGGAUGCAACAAGGUUACUGGGAAAGCACUGAUGUUGGAUGAAAUUAUAAACUAUGUCCAAUCAUUACAACAACAAGUUGAGUUCUUGUCAAUGAAGUUAUCGUCAGUGAACACCAGGCUGGACUUUAACAUGGAAGCUCUCGUGUCAAAGAAUUAUUCAGCAUUUUCUGAAGAUGAUCUACGUAGCAUUAUUCAUAUGGGAUUUGUGCAGCAAAACCAGAUCCGUGAUUCAAACCAAGUACAAUCACAUAAUUAUCAAGGUCCAUCAAACCAAGUACCAUCACACAUGAAAGCUGAAGUUUGAUGAUAAACCAUUAUUUGCAUUUGUUACAAAAGAAAAAUAUUGGAGUUUCAAUUAAAGGAUAGAAAGUAAGAAAAGGAUUGAUGGGUGUACAUAACAAGAAGCUUGAACUGGACCACACCAUUUGCAAAAUUCGUUUCUAUAACCAUCUUCAUAUAUAUACUGUAUCAAAUAACAGCUUCUUUUUACUAUUUAUUUGUGCCCUUAUUUUAGUUUUAUGUCCGAUUCAUUUGUGGGACUCAACUACUGUAUUGUCAUCCGCUAUUAUUAUUAUCGGAUUCUUUAUGCUUUUUUUUAUUGCUUGGAUUUCAUAUCAUUGUAAGUUUUAACCCCACUAUAGAAUAAUACCAUUGCUAUACUAUAAUUUGAUCUGUUCGUUUCUUCCACCA
This is a messenger RNA of Thlaspi arvense, 1634 nucleotides long. NCBI's taxonomy places the organism in Eukaryota, Viridiplantae, Streptophyta, Magnoliopsida, Brassicales, Brassicaceae. The record is from the annotation of a GenBank genome assembly.